Messenger RNA from Elaeis guineensis (African oil palm), 862 nucleotides. RefSeq lists its product as uncharacterized. NCBI's taxonomy places the organism in Eukaryota, Viridiplantae, Streptophyta, Magnoliopsida, Arecales, Arecaceae. The record is from RefSeq and is a predicted model, not a curated record. Gene Ontology annotation, cellular component: chloroplast.
CAUGCCUGAAUCACCAUUGAUUCGGCAGUUCCCAACACAGAAUACAGCACGGUCCAACAGAGACGCGAUACUGCACGGCUCGAGGCCCAAUAUAAGCCGAAUCCUAUCACUGCGUGCUUGUCUCUCCAGGUUGCGUUCCAGCCAGUCGUGGAGCCAUGGCUGCAGCUCUCCUGCUAUCACCCACUCUCCUUCCCGCGAAAAGCCACAGGCUUCUCUGCCGUUCCCGCCAUCUCCAGGCCCCCUCCACCGCGCGACCUGGUCGCAGUUGUCUGAGGAUCCACGCGAUCAAAGAAACAACCAAAGAGGAGGAGGAGGCGGCGGCGGCGACAUCCACGUCGGCCGAAGAGAUUACCGAGAAGUACGGUCUCGAGUUUGGCCUCUGGAAGAUAUUUAGUUCCAAGGAUGGAGGAAGGGAAGGGAAGGGAAAGGAGGGAGAGGGGAAGGAGAAAUCGAGAGCGGAUCAGGCAAAGGAACUAUUGGCCAAGUAUGGAGGGGCUUAUCUGGCCACCUCCAUCACCCUCUCUUUGAUUUCUUUCUCCCUUUGCUACCUUCUUGUUGGUGCUGGAAUUGAUGUCCAGGCUUUGCUCAACAAGGUUGGUAUUGCAACGGGUGAGACUGGCGGGAAGGUGGGAACUUUCGCAUUGGCUUACGCCGCGCACAAGGCCGCGUCGCCGAUCAGGUUUCCUCCGACCGUCGCACUCACCCCAAUUGUAGCCAGUUGGAUUGGGAAGAAGAGAGCCAAGACUGAUAACUGAUUAGAGAAUCCUCUAAUAAAGGCCUUCUUUUUCCUUCUUGGUUUGCCUUGUACUCUUUUAUUUUUCUGGCUUGAAUCUUAAUGAAUGGUCACAGAUUUUUACGAUAA